AUGGCUCGUGAUAAAAAAGAAGAUAGAGAUAAAAAGAUAAAUAUAUAUAAGAUGGAUGUUCCAAUUGUUUCAAAUAUUUUUGGUUAUGCGGGCCUAAUCAUUUGGAGUGUUCAAUUACUUGAACAAAUCAGAUACAAUUUUGUUAGAAAGAGUACAGAAGGUGUAUCUAUUCUAUGUUUUAGUAGUUGGUUUAUAGGAGGUUGGAUCUUUUGUCCUUAUCUUAUAGCGACGAAAAGUGCGCUCCCUCUUAUCCUUCAAAUUGCUUUCUUCCCAGGUUUAAUUCUUUUCAUUGUUGCCCAACAUUGUUUUUAUGAUAGAAAAAUGAAAAAAAGAAUUUUAUGUGCUAUAUUUUUUUCUAUUUUUGGUGUUGCAAUCCUUUUAGAUUAUGGUAUCUAUGAAUUAUUGGUAGCCUAUCCAGAACAUGAUUUCCAAUUUGGUUUGACCAUCAAUAUUGUCUCUGCCUUUUUUAUGGGCGUAGGUUUCGUCCCGGCUGUUUAUGAAAUUGUCAAGACCAAGACUGCAGAAGGUCUCAGUCGUAUCUUUGUUGCUAUGGACUUUACCGGUGGUACUUGCUCUGUCAUUUCGUUGGUCUUUGCCCCACCAUUCAAUUGGAUGGCCUUUGCCAGUUUUGCUGUCGUCCCACUUUUCGAAGGCACCAUUUUCUUUUUAAGCUUCUACUAUGGCACUCAAGUCAAGGUCCAUGACAUUGAGUAUGGUGAUGAAGAAGGAAAGUUCAGAGCCAGUCCACUCAGAUACAACAGAAGUAUCUCAAGAUCCCGUAGAGGCACUACUAAAUCAAGAAGAGAGAUGACUACCACCGACAAGACAAAAUCAGGUGCUUCAGAUGGUUCAAUUGUUAUCAACUAA
Messenger RNA from Cavenderia fasciculata, 867 nucleotides. RefSeq lists its product as uncharacterized. The record is from RefSeq and is a predicted model, not a curated record. The coding region runs from base 1 to 867 and encodes 288 amino acids. The transcript is spliced from 3 exons. NCBI's taxonomy places the organism in Eukaryota, Evosea, Eumycetozoa, Acytosteliales, Cavenderiaceae.